This is a messenger RNA of Malassezia japonica, 489 nucleotides long. RefSeq lists its product as uncharacterized. Bases 1 to 489 code for a protein of 162 amino acids. The record is from RefSeq and is a predicted model, not a curated record. NCBI's taxonomy places the organism in Eukaryota, Fungi, Basidiomycota, Malasseziomycetes, Malasseziales, Malasseziaceae. The transcript has a single exon.
AUGCGCCAUCGUUCGACGGAAGGCGGAGCGAAGCGCGGUGCGCCGCGGCCGCGCGCCCCUGCGCCGCGCGAGGAGAAGCGUGUGCCGAAGCGUGCGCCCGGCCCUGGGCGCAUGCGCAAAAACUUUCCCGAGCAGCAGGGCAUGGCGCAUGUGCUCGCGCUGACGCAGCGUGCCGUCGAGAAGGCCGACAGCGAGUACCAGCAGCGGGUCGACCGCAGCCACGCCGCGAAAGAGGUGCGUCUCGAAGCGAAGAAGGAGCGCCAGAAGCGCAAGGUCGAGGAAAAGAGCAAGAGCGACGUGCCGACGCGCGCGGAUAUGGUGGCGCUCCUGCGCGAGAAGCGCCGCGAAAAGACACGCGAGCGCAAGAGCCAGCGCAAGCAGCGCGACGACGACGACGACGACGACGACGAGCAAGAGCCGAGCGGCCCCCGCUCGAUCCUCAAAAAAGACGCGCAGCCCAAGCCCAAGAAACGCGUCUCCUUUUCCUAA